Messenger RNA from Paramecium sonneborni, 559 nucleotides. The record is from the annotation of a GenBank genome assembly. NCBI's taxonomy places the organism in Eukaryota, Ciliophora, Oligohymenophorea, Peniculida, Parameciidae.
AUGUAAACUCAAUAAUUAUUUUUUGAUUCUUCUAAUACUAAUGAAAAGAAAUAAUGGGUCAAACUUGACCUUAUCAAACGUCCUAUUUCCACUAUUAGAUUAUUUGAAGGAACUUUAUUUAUUAAGAGUAAAAAACAAGAUUACUUCAAACCUAAAUUUUUUAAGUUAUUUUCUGAUAGAUUAAACAUUUAUAAAGUAUAUAAUAUCUUUGAAUUUAUUUUUAGAAUGGAAGAGAAUAAAAAGAAAUUGCUGCACUUUUUUUAACUAAUAUUUAUUUAGACUUAAGAAUUUUACUUUAAUCUGAUAAAGACAAAUUUCCUAUAAUUUUGCUAAAUGGAAAUCGAAAGGUGAUUUUGAAUGCUCGCUCUUAGGAAAGUCAAAUUAAAUGGAUUGAAUAAUUCAAAAAAACUUGUAUACUGAAUAAUUAUAAAGACGUUUAUACAAAUAUUAAAGUUUUAGGAAAAGGUACAUUUGCAAAGGUAAUUAAAUUCAUUAAUAAGGUUAUAUUAGCCUAAAAAAUGGAAAAUAAAUCCAAAUUUGCAGUGAAGACUUUUUAAAA